Papaver somniferum (opium poppy) is the source of this 726-nucleotide messenger RNA. RefSeq lists its product as uncharacterized. Lineage: Eukaryota; Viridiplantae; Streptophyta; Magnoliopsida; Ranunculales; Papaveraceae. The transcript has 3 exons. The record is from RefSeq and is a predicted model, not a curated record. Bases 1 to 726 code for a protein of 241 amino acids.
AUGGAGAGUGAAUCAUCGAGUGUUGCAAAUGGGAGAACCACUUGGACUCCUCCAAUGGAUCAACUGUUUAUAGAACUUAUGGUGGAACAAGUCAUUGGUAAACAAUUACUUGAUGGUCAAUUUAGCAAAAUUGCAUGGGUGAGCAUUGUCACCAAAUUCAAAGAAAGAUUUGGACCUUCUUUUAAUAAGGAAGUGCUGAAAAAUCGCAUGAAAACUUUGAAGAAAAAUUUUAAUGUUAAACAUCCGGAAUGCAAACAGUGGAGGACAAGGUCUCUUCCACAAUAUAAUGAACUAGCUAUGAUAUUUGGUGACAGUAGGGCCACUGGAAAGUAUAGCAGGUUUAGGGAUGAUAAUAAUCGGGAUAAUAAUGAGGUCGAUGAGGAUCGUGAUGAUAAUACUGAAGACCAGAAUGAGAAUCCUGAAGACCAUAACGAGAAUACGUAUGGAAACGGCAAUGUCAGCGAUGGGAUGGUGGAAGCAAUUAGUUUGAUGGCAAGUGCUGUUAUCAAUAUAUCGACCAAAAAAGAGGAAAAUAGAAACUCUUCUCUGGAGAAAAGUGUAGUUGCUGCACUUGAGGAAAUUGUACCAGAACCGGAUGAUUUUUUAUUCAUGCAAGGUUUAGAGUUAUUGGAAGAUGAGAAAAAAGCAAAGAUUUUCAUAGCGUUGAGUGGGGAUAGGAGACGAUGUUGGUUAUUGUCAAAGCUUAACUAUUCCGAUUACUAUUAA